CAACAGGCACAAUAUUUAACCUGAGUACCAAAUCUUUGGUACAACUCAGCCUACUAUAAAUAUAGCAGCUCAGUGACUGAUGGCUCACUACAUCUACCAGACCAUGUUAGUUUUCCUUACAUCCCUUCUCUUGCUCUCUCACACCCUCGCCUCUACAGAUACCACCACCUACGAUACCUUCAAACUUGUGAGACAGUGGUAUCCCAACUCCUGCUACAAAGCCGGCCCUGCCUGCAUAUCACCACUACCUAGAGUAGUAAAGUACUGGACAAUACAUGGACUGUGGCCGAGCAAGAGAGGGAGUGCUGACCCAGUGAACUGUACCACAUGUCACUUCGACCCCUCCACCAUAUCUGACCUAGUGGACAUGAUGCACCAAAGGUGGCCCACUUACAAUAAUGGCGGAGACGCUCGAUUCUGGAAGCACGAGUACUGCAAACAUGGCACCUGCUGCACUGACCAGCUCCCGUCCCCCCACAAAUACUUCAGUACUACUCUCACUUUAAACAAUAAGCUGGACAUGGACAAGCUACUGAAAAAUGCUGGAAUCGUGCCAGAUCCCCGUGAAUCCUACACUUUUGACCAGCUCGACAAGGCGAUGAAGAAAAAGGCGACUUAUUGGUGCAGGACAGUCGCUGAGGAGGACGGUUCUUCUAGACAGCUUGUUUACCAGAUAUCUGUCUGUAUGCAUAAGAAACUAGCAUGGAUCGAUUGUUCAGCGCAGAGUAAAAAGUGCAACAGAGCUAAGCCUUUCUACCUGCUUCCCUUCAAAAAAGACAUUACCGACGAACUGUAACCUUCGUCUCUGUUAAUGUAAUUUUGAGAUGAGGUUGGAAAGGACAGAUUAUUUGUGAGAACUGUGAAUUCAAAACGAACACAAACAUUGAUGUGGUCGUGAUUUGAGAAAUCAUAGUAAAAUGUAUGUUACAUUUUGUUCGUAUGUGUAUUUGUUA
Messenger RNA from Bolinopsis microptera, 953 nucleotides. RefSeq lists its product as uncharacterized. The transcript has a single exon. Gene Ontology annotation, cellular component: extracellular region. The coding region runs from base 80 to 796 and encodes 238 amino acids. Gene Ontology annotation, molecular function: ribonuclease T2 activity; RNA binding. The record is from RefSeq and is a predicted model, not a curated record. NCBI's taxonomy places the organism in Eukaryota, Metazoa, Ctenophora, Tentaculata, Lobata, Bolinopsidae. Gene Ontology annotation, biological process: RNA catabolic process.